UAGCUAACGUUAAUGCUUGGUGGUUGGAAAUGUUUAAAGCAAAAAUACUCUUUAUUGGCCCCAACGAGAGCGGGAAAACAGUUCUUGCUAAUUUUCUCUCCGACACAGUAGAAAAUGUGGACAGUGAAUACAGACCUACUCGAGGAGUAAGGAUACUGGAAUUUGAAUCGCAACCUGAAGGCAGUGGUGACAACGCAAAAUGUGAGGUUGAACUUUGGGACUGUUCAGGAGAUUUUAAAUUUGAAUCGUGCUGGCCUGCAAUGAUAAAGGACUCCAGCGGUGUGGUGAUCAUUUUCAAUCCUGAUGCUCCCAAUCACCUCAAAGAGAUCGAGACGUGGUACUCGAUGUUCAUCGCCUCUCAAAGUUUGCAGGACAAGCAGUGUUUACUCGUGGCUCAUCACAAGCCCGGCAGCAGAGUAGAAGACGGACGGCUGCCUUUAGCCUCACAUUUGAGCCGACUGGCGCUUAUUCACUCCAACCUGGAGGAGGAACCGGAGGAUGCGAGGCAAGCUUUCUGCAGAUACUUGGGAAAUGUUGUAAAUACGAUGUCGGAAAGUCGAGAGCGAGAGGAGAUGUCCAUCAUUACGUAGCAGCAAAAUCUGUAACAUAUGCAGCUUAGCGAGGAUGUAUUUUGUCAGUAAUCUCUGUUAAAGUCACAUUCAUGAAUAUUUUAAUUCUACAUCUUUGCUGUCAUUCAGCUGUGCAUGAAACGUCCACCUUGUUAACGCUUCAGCAAAAUAUUUUGUAGUUUGUAAAUGAAAUAUAACUCACUCCUGUUGGAAAUGAAUACUCAAGAGAAACAAGUAUACUUCUAUGACUAUGGAAACUGUUUAUUUGAAAAUGUGGUGCAGGUUGUUGAGAAUGAGACGAGUAGAAGUGCAAAAGGAGAAAGACCAGUCCAACAUUCAGACAUUGUAUCCAACAAUGCCUCCUUUGCCAAUGCACUCUCCAAUGAAGAACCACAUCAGCACCUCGGUGGCCACGAGUCCAUUCCUAAAGGCGUCCUACAAAACAAAGCAAGAAAAUAUAAAUUAUUCAACUCAAGACAACUGAUUUAAUGACAGUCUAAAGAUUUAGAAAAUGAAUUAUGGUAGUUUAUAUUUAAGGCCUGACAAUACAUGAAAGAAUAAAUAUAGAGUGGGAAAAGUCCCUAUCCAUGCAUACAGAUACGCACUACCAGUCACAGACGACACACUAUGGACACACACACUAACAGAAUACAUAUUUCAUUGCAGAUGUUUAUGAAGUUUGUUAUUGUUAACUUCUGACAGUCUUUGCACAAAGUGUUUUUCUGCUCAUUUUCCACUGAACUAACAGACUUCCUACACUGGUAGUUUACUCAUGAGGCCCACUAGGUUUACUUCUAUUGUCACGGUACAGUUAUUCAGUCAUUUCUAUUGUAUAUGCAGAUAAAAUCAACUGUAUGACUGGUGUAAACAACAGGACUGGACAGCCAAGGAACUGCUGACCAUCUGGCCUUUACAACUUCUGUCAGAUCCAGAAAGGUUUAUGGCCUUCUGUAAAAUAACAUGCUUACUGUGUAUACAGUGUGCAGCAUCUCUGCAUCUUUACUUUGGCAGAAUGACUUCAGGGCUUUUACUGUCACUACAGCUACUUCCAUUGAUUAUUUUCAAAUUACUAAAAUAAACAUCAGUCAAUAAUGUCACAAAAUAUAAAAAAGCACGUCUCUGAUCCCGAGGUUGCAUAUUCAAAUAGCUUGCAUUGUCUGUCCAACAGUCCAAAAAAUGACAGAUAUCCCUUUAUCACAUCAAACGGAGCAAGGCAGUAAAUAGUCUGAGUGAAGAAGCUGAAAUCCACCAAUCAAACCAAGUGUUUGUCAUUAUCAAUAUUCAAAAUUGUUUUUAUUGUCUGCUGCCUAAUGGUUCAUGGACUCAUUGUUCUGUACUGACAACACGUAAUUACAGGCUGUAUUUCUACAACAAACUGUAGAUUAUAACUGUUCCUAAUUCAUGCCAUUCAAGCCACACAAACAAAAACAAUACAUACACAUACACAUAUUGCUGAGCACUCAACUCACGGUUCAGACGCACACAAAAAAGAAAGUGAUUCUCACACUUGCAGGGACUCACCUUUACUGUCGUUUGUCCCAACCGUCCUGACUGCACGCUCUUGAUGAGGCCCGAUGCGGCCUCUAUGGCUUUGGGGAUCUCAGCAGGGGACGGUGGGACGAGCUCCACGCGCGCAUAGUGCCAGAAGGUCGCGAGUCGGGGUUUGGAGUAUGUGACAGCGGCUGCGAAUGAUUCAAACGGAAACGGCGUUGGCUAAUGCACAGCAAAGUCUCGGAGCCAUUUCAUGUUGUUCUAAAGACAACCUGUCGCAGUGGUUGAUUCAUGUAUCGACACCUGCGUUGACCAAAGGUCACACAGAAGCUGUAACAACGUCACCGAGCUCGUGCUGCACGGUGUUCUCCACUUCCUCAGUUUAUAAUUGGUUAAAAAAAAGUACGAAAGUAAACUUACCACCGACUAAAGUUGGUACUUUUGCAACGAGUUUCUGAACUGCCUGAGCCAUAAUGAAGAGAGAGAGAGAGAGU
Anarrhichthys ocellatus (wolf-eel) is the source of this 2554-nucleotide messenger RNA. RefSeq names its product intraflagellar transport 22 homolog (Chlamydomonas) (gene ift22). The record is from RefSeq and is a predicted model, not a curated record. The coding region runs from base 30 to 590 and encodes 186 amino acids. The transcript is spliced from 5 exons. NCBI's taxonomy places the organism in Eukaryota, Metazoa, Chordata, Actinopteri, Perciformes, Anarhichadidae.